UGGUGAACAAGUAAUAUUUAUUGAUGGUGUAGCUUACAACUCGAGAGGCUUUCGUGUUUGUGGUGCACCAAACCAAAGAGGUGGCUUUUGUGCACGUUUUGGACAGUGUCCUUUUCACAAGGACAAAGUCACAACUUUCAAAAUGAGUGAAGAAACCGUUUCGGAGUUUCCUCGACAACUCUUAACUGAGAGUUGCAAUCUUUUGCAAAACAAUGAAAGAAAAUUCAAGAAUGCUUGGAAACUGGAUGAACACCAUCGCUUUCUUGUAGCACUGAAAAAAUUCGGUCAUGGAAAUUGGAGACAAAUAGCAGACUAUGUUGAAACGAGAAGUGCUAGUCAGUGUCAGUCCCAUGCUCAAAAGUAUUACUUGAGGAAGAGGAAACUUGCAAGUAACGCCAACUUAAAACGGAGUAUAUUCGACUUGAUAGAUGAGGAUACUCUAUCAGUUGAGUUAGGAGAAGAAGAUACUUGGAAUAUUAUCCAAAAAUGCCCUUCAAAGGAAGCUCAAGGAUCUGUUCGCUCUCGUUCCAAAACCUUACAAAGGAUGUCCACCGAUUCUUCUGUAGAAAGUUAUCCUAUUAGAGAGUUGUCAACUGUUGAUUCAGAGCUUUCAACUUUGCUUACUUUUAAAUAAUCUUUUUUACUUUAUAUAGAAUUUUGAGCAAUAUGGUCGUACUUUUCUGAUGGAUGUUGGCUUGGAGUUGCCAAAUAGUCUAGCAAGUUUUUUUAUAAAAGCUGCUCAACUACUCGAUAUGAGUGUAGCAACUAAAGCAUAUACGCGUUCUGGUUUUGAAA
Molecule: messenger RNA, 795 nt
Organism: Galdieria sulphuraria
Lineage: Eukaryota; Rhodophyta; Bangiophyceae; Galdieriales; Galdieriaceae
Product: myb family transcription factor
Exons: 1
Coding region: 143-634 (163 amino acids)
Molecular function (GO): DNA binding
Source: RefSeq, a predicted model, not a curated record